AUCUCAAUCUUCGUUAAUUUGUUCUGUAGAGACUUAGUGGGCGAUCUUAGAGCUGAGAACCCAUAACAUUAACCAGAGUAGUGGGCGAUCUUAAAGAUGAGAAGCCAUAAUAUUAAUCAGACUAGAAUGUAAUCAUGGAGCUAAGAAUCCAUAAUAUCAACUGGACUAGCUGGUGAUCUUGAAGUUAAUCGUAUCAUUUCAGUUUUCGUUAGUUUCUAGUUAAGACCAUCAUUCCAAACGUUGAUAUUCAGAUGAUGAGUGCAGUAGUGACCAAUGUUUUAGUGCUGGUCGGGGCGUUGCUGCUGGAGACAACAUUAAUAGAUGCAGAUUCAAAUGACUGUAUCAUUUACGAUGUGUUGGCUGAAAAUACACACGUCACUCAUGAUGGAGAAACAAUAUUGAAAUGCAUGUCGCUGUGUAAUGAAGAACCAAUCAUUAAAUGGUAUGUGGGUAAAGAAGAGAAACAAUCAAAAAAGGGCACAGCAGAAGGUUUUAGAGAUGCAAAAAUCUACGAGCAAAACUUGACAGCAACAAUGCUAAACAAAGGAACCGAAUUUAUUUGUUCAGUUGAAUGUGGUACAGAAUUACUCAAUGAAACAAUCACAGUUUAUGUUGGAGACCCUCCAAUGAUUGAAACAGUUAUUCCUCCUGUACAGAGAAUUUUCAAAGGUAGAGACACAAAUAUUGAGUGUAAAGGUCACAGCAAGGAAUAUACACGUGUGAUAUGGAUGAAGGAUGGGUACAAAAUCCCCCCCGUUAAAACAAACUAUCAAUCAGGAACAUUCACGAGUUUACUUCAAGUGAUCAAUGUUACACAUGAUGUUGUGUACACCUGUAAAGCACACAAUAUAUAUGGAAUUACAGAGAGAACUGCAGAAAUAAGACUAGGUCAGCCCCCUGUCAUUCUUGAAAUGAAGACAAACAGCAGUCUCCCCAUACUUACUGGUGAAAGUGUUAUGGUGACUUGUCUUAUCCAGUUUGAUGGUAACAUCUCAGUGAUGUGGCUGGAAGACAAGGAAGAAGUUAGCACCACUGAAGAUUCUGUUGACACCCUGACUGAAAAGGAAUUUCACUUUACUUAUGAUUCUGUCCUGAAGACUUUUAAUGCAUCAUGUCAUGCUAUAAACACGUUUGGCACUAUUACAAAGUCCCUGGAACUCGAAACAAGUUGCUGAUGAAGUAGAAGACAGAACAAAAGGUGGUAAUAAAAAUACACUUCGUAUAGCCUUGGGCAUUUCCAUUGCUAUAGUUGCUGUGUGUCUACUCAUAGGGAUUGUUAUUUUGUGUUUAAAGAAAAGGGCAAACAAACCUAAACCAAUCUAAGUGUUUCUGUCUUUUUUCAUCACUGUGAUUUUUUGUUUUUAGAAAGAUAUUUUCUAUAAAAUUGUGUUUCAGUUUGAAAUUAUUAAAGAAAUUUCCCUCAGAAGACCUAUCUCAUGCAAUAACUGUUUGUUUUAGAGCAAAGCCACAUUCAGCUAUCUGCUAUAUUCACUGCAGGGAAUUAAACUUCAAAUUUUGGUGUUGCAAGUCAAUAAUCUUACUGCUUUUCCUCUUAUUAAAAUCUUAUGAGUAAAUUCUGAUUGAAACAUGUAACGAGAACUGAUUAUUAGAUCAAUAAAAUCUUACAAAAACUGAA
Messenger RNA from Limulus polyphemus (Atlantic horseshoe crab), 1636 nucleotides. RefSeq names its product hemicentin-1-like. NCBI's taxonomy places the organism in Eukaryota, Metazoa, Arthropoda, Merostomata, Xiphosura, Limulidae. The record is from RefSeq and is a predicted model, not a curated record. Bases 252 to 1175 code for a protein of 307 amino acids. The transcript has 5 exons.